AUGCAAAGAUCUAUUCACUCUAUUCAACAUUAUGAUAUAUCAUCAUAUAACAAUGUCUCCUCUUCUGAUUCAAACAAUGAUACUAUAGAUACUAUCUUUAAUUCCUAUACAUAUCAUAAUGAAAUUAACCAAAAUAUUACAAUUGUUCAACCAAAUAACUUAAUAACAACAUCUCAUUAUAAUCAACUAAAUAUCGCACCUUUGCCCUUUUUAUUCUGGAGACCUUCACAACAAUUAUUAAAGCUUUAUGCUGAAUUUCAGAAUAAGAUAUUACAAGAUCAUCUACAUAUUCUGUCAUUCAAAAUUCCUGUCUACCUCCGUGAGUUUAAAGAUGAACGACCAACUAAAGUUGCUAUUUGUAGUAGCUGUAAACCCCCAAAAACUAGAAGAUUCCCUCCAAUUCUAGCUCCUACACCCUCUGAA
This is a messenger RNA of Scutellospora calospora, 423 nucleotides long. Lineage: Eukaryota; Fungi; Glomeromycota; Glomeromycetes; Diversisporales; Gigasporaceae. The record is from the annotation of a GenBank genome assembly.